This is a messenger RNA of Eubalaena glacialis (North Atlantic right whale), 2490 nucleotides long. RefSeq names its product solute carrier family 30 member 1 (gene SLC30A1). Gene Ontology annotation, molecular function: calcium channel inhibitor activity; zinc ion transmembrane transporter activity. Gene Ontology annotation, biological process: zinc ion transmembrane transport; detoxification of zinc ion; intracellular zinc ion homeostasis. Gene Ontology annotation, cellular component: Golgi apparatus; endoplasmic reticulum; membrane. The transcript is spliced from 2 exons. The record is from RefSeq and is a predicted model, not a curated record. NCBI's taxonomy places the organism in Eukaryota, Metazoa, Chordata, Mammalia, Artiodactyla, Balaenidae. Bases 579 to 2096 code for a protein of 505 amino acids.
GGGGCGAAGAAGGCGCCCGAUACCGGGCCGAGUGCAGCUGCUGUGGCCGCCGCCUCUUUCGCUCUUCAGGCGUUGGCUCCUCGGUCCAAGCGACCCCGGAGGGAGACCAGCGAGGGGAAGACCUGCGCGGAGAGCCCGCAGAUGCUUGGAGCCUUUGCAGCGCGGAGCUGCUGGUCGCCCGCCCCCGCCGCUCGCCUGCUCCUGCUACGGCUCUCCGUCCGCGGGCUCCGGGAGCCCCAGCUCCCCGCCGCCGCCGCCGCCGCCGCCGCCCGCUCUAGGUGUGGGGGCUACUGGGGCUGAGCCGGGCCUCCGCGCCAGCUCCGAGGACGGACGCCUGAGGAGCAGCGCGCCGCCGGCCCGCCGGGGACGCCCGCAGGCGCGGGGGUUCGGCGUCUUGACCCCGGGCUCGCCCCUGUCCGGCCGCCGAGGCCCCACGGCAGACUCCCGAGCGACCCGGCUCGGGCGGUGAGAGCCCCGCGCCGCCCUCCGUCCGUCGCCGGGUCGCCGGCCCUCGGCGCCUCGCCGCCGCCACCUCACGAGUGUCCGGGCCGCGCUCGGCGGGCUCCUGAGCCGCAGCCAUGGGGUGCUGGGGUCGGAACCGGGGCCGGCUGCUGUGCAUGCUGAUGCUGACCUUCAUGUUCAUGGUCCUGGAGGUGGUGGUGAGCCGGGUGACUUCGUCGCUGGCGAUGCUCUCCGACUCCUUCCACAUGCUGUCGGAUGUGUUGGCGCUGGUGGUGGCGCUGGUGGCCGAGCGCUUCGCCCAGCGGACCCACGCCACCCAGAAGAACACCUUCGGCUGGAUCCGGGCCGAAGUGAUGGGGGCUCUGGUGAACGCCAUCUUCCUGACCGGCCUCUGCUUCGCCAUCCUGCUAGAGGCCAUCGAGCGCUUCAUCGAGCCGCACGAGAUGCAGCAGCCGCUGGUGGUCCUCGGGGUCGGCGUGGCGGGGCUGGUGGUUAACGUGCUGGGGCUCUGCCUCUUCCACCAUCACAGCGGCUUCGGCAACGACUCCGGCCACGGCCACUCGCACGGGGGCCACAGCCACGGCCUCCCCAAGGGGGGCCGCGGCAAGAGCCCCCGCACCGGGGGUAGCGACAACAGGGCCCCAGGUGAGCAGGGUCCCGACCAGGAGGAGACCAACAUCCUGGUGGCCAAUAGCAGCAACUCCAACGGGCUGAAAUUGGACCGGACAGAUCCAGAAAAGUCCAGAAAUGAUGCAAUGGAAGUACAAGUGAAUGGGAAUCUUAUCAGAGAACCUGACCAGGUGGAAUUGGAAGAUGAUGAUGAUAAGGCUGGACAGCUUAACAUGCGUGGAGUUUUUCUGCAUGUCUUUGGAGAUGCUUUGGGUUCAGUGAUUGUAGUAGUAAAUGCCUUAGUCUUUUACUUUUCUUGGGAAGGUUGUCCUGAAGGGGAGAUGUGUGUGAACCCAUGUACCCCUGACCCCUGCAAAGCAUUUGUAGAAUUAAUUAAUAGUACUCAUGCAACAGUUUAUGAGGCUGGUCCUUGCUGGGUGCUAUAUUUAGAUCCAACUCUUUGUAUUGUAAUGGUUUGUAUACUUCUUUACACAACUUAUCCAUUACUUAAGGAGUCUGCUCUUAUUCUUCUCCAAACUGUUCCUAAACAAAUUGAUAUCAAAAAUUUGAUAAAAGAACUUCGAGAUGUUGAAGGAGUUGAGGAAGUUCAUGAAUUACAUGUUUGGCAACUUGCUGGAAGCAGAAUCAUUGCCACUGCUCACAUAAAAUGUGAAGACCCGACAUCAUACAUGCAGGUGGCUAAGAUCAUUAAAGACGUUUUCCAUAAUCACGGAAUUCAUGCUACUACCAUUCAGCCUGAAUUUGCUAGUGUAGGCUCUAAGUCAAGUGUAGUCCCAUGUGAACUUGCCUGCAGAACUCAGUGUGCUUUGAAGCAAUGUUGUGGGACACGGCCACAAGCCCAGUCUGGAAAGGAUGCAGAAAAGGCCCCAACAGUUAGCAUUUCUUGUUUAGAACUUAGUGACAAUCUAGAGAAGCAGCCCAGGAGGACUAAAGUUGAAAACAUCCCUGCUGUUGUGAUAGAGAUUAAAAAAAUGCCAAACAAACAACCUGAAUCAUCUUUGUGAGUCUUGGAAAAGAUGUGAUAUUUGACUUGCUUUAAACUGCAAGAGGAAAAAGACUCCAUUGAAAUUCUAUGUUUGCCAAGUAGUGUAAUUGAAGUCCUUGUCUGGUCACACAGUUUAAUUCUAUUUUUGUAAGAACAUAAUGGGACUGCUUAACAGAGUUCUAUAUUACAACUUUGUGAUUAUUAGUGCAGAGUACAGCUAUGCUGUAACAGUUUUGGAAAGCCAGUUUUAACACUAUGUUACAUUUUUGUUUAAAGUAAGUAUAAACCUUAUAUGACAUUUGAUUUCCAGUUUUUCCAUGGUAAAAAAAUUAGGGGGAUAAAUAAAUUAAAAUUGUUACUGGAAUUUCUCUGCUUUUCUUUUCCCCCAGUGUUAUAUUUUGUUUAUUAGAAUU